Cinclus cinclus is the source of this 5897-nucleotide messenger RNA. RefSeq names its product jumonji and AT-rich interaction domain containing 2 (gene JARID2). Gene Ontology annotation, molecular function: DNA binding; histone demethylase activity. Gene Ontology annotation, cellular component: nucleus. Bases 562 to 4119 code for a protein of 1185 amino acids. The transcript has 18 exons. Gene Ontology annotation, biological process: chromatin remodeling. The record is from RefSeq and is a predicted model, not a curated record. NCBI's taxonomy places the organism in Eukaryota, Metazoa, Chordata, Aves, Passeriformes, Cinclidae.
AGCUGGAGGAGCGGAGACACACACGGUGCGUGCAGCCCUCGCCGCCGCCGCCGCUGCUGCUGCCGCCGGAGCCGCCGCCGCUGCUGGAGUUGUCCCUGUCGCUUUCCCUGCUGCAGCGGCACAAACGUGACUUCCAACGUCCCGAUUAUUUAUCUUCUCCUCCCGGCCCUUUUCCUCCUCCAAGAUGUAACUACAGCUCUGACACUAAGGACCUGCAGAUCGCUUAGGCGGCUCGAGAAAGAGAAAAGGGGAUAUCAAGGGCGUCGUUUUUUGUAUUUAGGGGGAAAUUUUCCAUUAUAAUGCUUCACUAAAGUGAUUUUUUUUUUUUUUUGUUUCCUUCGCAUUCGUCUUUUUUUUUUUUUCUUCCGUCCCCCAUUUCUCGGAUUUAUUGCUAGGAGAAUCACAUUGUGAGGGAAGAAAGUCGGAUUACAAGAUACCACUACAAACAACCCCCUCCCCCCUGGAUUUUUUUCGGUAUUUUUUAAAAUUCUUUUUUUAAUUGUCUCGGCUUUAAUUCAUGAAGCAAUUGUCCCCAUUUGCAAUCAGAAUUUGGAUACCAGAAUGAGCAAAGAAAGACCCAAGAGGAAUAUAAUUCAAAAGAAAUACGAUGACAGUGAUGGGAUUCCCUGGUCAGAGGAGAGGGUGGUGCGGAAGGUCCUUUAUUUAUCACUGAAGGAAUUCAAGAAUGCACAGAAGCGACAGCACAGCGAUGGCAUUAGCGGGAGCCUCAAGGCAGUGAACGGACUUCUCACUAAUGGCCAAUCUAAAGGAUUAGGACCAGAACAGCUGGAGAAUGAGAAGGACGAUGCAUCGCAAGUGUCCUCAACAAGCAAUGAUGUUAGUUCUUCAGAUUUUGAAGAAGGGCCCUCAAGGAAAAGGCCAAGACUGCAAGCACAAAGGAAGUUUGCUCAGUCCCAGCCAAACAGUCCCAGCACAACUCCAAUAAAGAUAGUGGAGCCGUUGUUACCCCCUCCUGCCACUCAGAUUUCUGACCUCUCCAAAAGGAAGCCCAAGACAGAAGAUUUUCUCACUUUCCUUUGUCUUCGAGGUUCUCCAGCCCUGCCCAGCAACAUGGUAUAUUUUGGAAGCUCUCAGGAUGAUGAGGAUGAGGAAGAGGAGGAGGAGGAGACAGAGGACACAAAAACAGCCACAAACAAUGCUUCAUCGUCAUGCCAGUCAACCCCUAGGAAAGGAAAAACGCAUAAACACGUACCAAAUGGGCAAGUUUUCAAUGGGUCCAGCAAAUCAUCGAAGGAGAAAGAACCUGCUCAGAAACACAAAAGCAAAGAGGCCACCCCAGGGAAGGAGAGGAACAGCGAACAUAAGGCUGAGAGUCGAAAAGACCAGGCUGCUGCUAAUCACCAUGCUACUACAAACACUGGCUCCUCUACGAAAGGGCUCACGGCUAACAACCACCACAGUCUUCACAGAUCGGCUCAGGACUUAAGGAAACAGGUUUCUAAAGUCAAUGGGGUCACUCGACUGUCAUCUCCGAGUGCAAAUGCAGCCAGUGCCAAAAAGAUGAGAGAAGUCAGACCUUCACCGUCCAAAACUGUGAAGUACACUGCAACAGUGACAAAGGGAACUGUCACAUACACCAAAGCCAAGAAAGAACUGGUCAAGGAAACCAAACUAAAUCACCACAAACCCAGUUCACCUGUCAACCACACAAUCUCAGGGAAAAUAGAAAGUAGCAAUGCAAAAACCCGCAAACAGGUGCUAUCCCUUGGAGCAUCCAAGUCUAACAAUACCGCUGUCAAUGGUGUAAAAGUCAAUGGCAAGUUGAACCAAAAGUCAUGCACUAAGGAGGUGGGGAGACAGUUGAGGGAGGGGCUGCGCAAUUCGAAGAGGAGGCUGGAAGAGAUGACUCACAUAGACAAAAUACAGUCGCCCACCAAGAGAAUGAAAGGGGCCGUCAACUUGGCAGAAGCUGCCAGCAAAAAGGCAGCAGUAGAAAAGCCUUUGCUGAAUGGACACCUUAGAAAGGAAGUGCCAGAGAAGAGUUUGGAAAGAAAUAGGCCGAAAAGAGCCACUGCUGGAAAGAGUACGCCAGGGAAACAAGCACAUGGCAAAACUGAAAAUGCCUCCUGUGAAAAUCGUUCUACCUCUCAAGCGGAGUCCUUGCACAAGCCACAAGACUCAAUGGGAAAGCACGAAAAGGGCAGUAGUAAGUCUGGGUGGGGGAUGCUGGGGGAGAUUCCCAUCCUUAGGCCCUCCACCAAGGAAUUUCACCUGGUAGCACAUUUAACACAAGCUGCACACAGCUUUCCUAAUCUACUCCUGUGUUUCCCUUUCCCUUCCUCUGCUGCCUGGUACAUGCGGACCCCAGGAGGCUGCGAGCUCGAUCUGGCCUGCUUCGUCCAGCUGAUCAACGAGAUGGGGGGGAUGCAGCAAGUGACUGACCUCAAGAAAUGGAACAAGCUGGCAGACAUGCUGCGCAUCCCCAAAACUGCACAGGACAGGCUGGCCAAGCUACAAGAAGCCUACUGCCAGUACUUGCUCUCCUAUGACUCCCUCUCCCCUGAGGAGCACAAGAAACUGGAGAAGGAGGUCUUGCUGGAAAAGGAAAUCCUGGAGAAGAGGAAAGGACCUUUGGAGGGACAUUCAGAGAAUGCCUACAAGUUCCAUUCCUUGCCCCGGUUCGAGCCCAAAAAUGGACUCAUCAAUGGCGUGGUUCACAAAAAUGGCUUCCGCAACAAGUUAAAAGAGGUCGAUGUCCCACUGAAGACGGGCAGGCGGCGGCUCUUUGCUCAGGAAAAGGAGACCACGAAGGAGGACGAGGAGGAGGAGGAGGAGGGAGUUCUUAGUGACUUACACAAGUGUAUAUACAAGGGUAGGUCUGUUUCUUUAACAACCUUCUACCGAACAGCAAGAAACAUCAUGAACAUGUGCUUCACAAAGGAGCCAACAGUAGCUGAAGUAGAGCAAGAAUACUGGCGGAUAGUGGAACAGAAAGAUUCCCAUGUAGCAGUGCAUUGUGGAAAAGUAGAUACCAACACCCACGGGAGUGGCUUUCCUGUGGGAAAAUCUGAACCAUUUUCAAGGCAUGGGUGGAACCUCACAGUCCUUCCUAAUAAUUCAGGAUCCAUCCUGCGACAUCUUGGUGCUGUGCCUGGAGUGACAAUUCCUUGGCUAAAUAUUGGCAUGGUCUUUUCUACCUCAUGCUGGUCUCGAGACCAAAAUCACCUUCCAUACAUUGACUACUUACACACUGGUGCUGAUUGCAUUUGGUAUUGCAUUCCUGCUGCAGAGGAGAACAAACUUGAUGAUGUGGUACAUACCCUGCUGCAAGCUAAUGGCACUCCAGGGCUGGAAAUGCUUGAAAGUAAUGUAAUGAUCUCCCCAGAGAUCUUGUGUAAGGAGGGGAUCAGGGUGCACCGUACUGUACAGCAGAGCGGGCAGUUUGUUGUCUGUUUUCCUGGAUCCUUUGUGUCCAAAGUAUGUUGUGGCUAUAGUGUUUCCGAAUCGGUGCACUUUGCUACCACCCAGUGGACAAGUAUGGGCUUUAAAACAGCCAAGGAAAUGAAGCGGCGCCGUAUAGCCAAACCAUUUUCAAUGGAAAAGUUGCUUUAUCAGAUUGCAACAGCAGAAGCAAAAAGAGAAAACGGACCGACUCUGAGUACAAUAUCAUCGCUCCUGGGAGAGCUCAGGGACACGGAGCUGAGGCAGCGGCGGCAGCUCUACGAGGCCGGUCUCCACUCCUCGGCGCGCUACGGCAGCCACGACAGCAGCAGCACCAGCGUGGAUGGCAAGAAAAAGCCUCGAAAGUGGUUGCAGUUAGAAACGUCAGAGAGGAGGUGCCAGAUUUGUCAGCACCUGUGCUAUCUUUCCAUGGUUGUACAGGAGAAUGAAAAUGUUGUCUUCUGCUUGGAGUGUGCCCUGCGGCAUGUGGAGAAGCAGAAGUCAUGCCGGGGGCUGAAGAUGAUGUACCGCUAUGAUGAGGAACAAAUAAUCAGUCUUGUCAAUCAAAUCUGUGGAAAAGUAUCUGGUAAAAAUGGCAGCAUUGAGAACUGUAUCAGCAAGCCUACACCAAAAAGAGGACCUCGUAAGAGAGCGACAGUGGACGUGCCAUCAUCUAGGCUUUCAUCCUCCAGUUCAUCCAAAAGUGCUUCAAGUUAAUCCUGAAGAUGCCAACACUCUCAUUUUGUCAAUUUAUAUAUAUUUUUUGUAAUUAUUAUACCAUAGUUUGGAGUACUUGCUGUAGAAUACAAGCUGUCUUUGCACUAGCUCUAAAGAAGAUUUUCUUCUGGUUUUAGAGAACUAAUUUUGUUUUAGCAUUAAACUGUUGAAAUUUUUUUUUUUGUACUUGGAAUAGAUAGAUACAGCAGUCUGAUUUUUUUAAACUGCCGUAUGUUCACUGUUUUAAAACCGGCAAGGGGCUGAUAAAAUAUUAAUUUGUAUUGUCCCUAUGGCUGAAAAAAUAAAAAGCCUUUUUGGUAACUGUGAAAAAAGGCUUUUAACCCAUUUUUUGAAUAGGUUAAAGUUUGAUGUGUUUUAUAAUUUGUUCUCCAGUCAUGUGAGCAGAUUUUUCUAGAGAGAAAAGGGAUAGGAGACAAAAACUUGAAAGAAAUUGCUUUACUUUGGCUGUCUUUUAUUCUGUCACAGCAAGAUGAGUUUUGUAAUUUUUUAAAUUGGAGAAUACACACUUUCUUUGGGAGGUUAUGGCAGCUGAAGAUGGACUUUGUUUCCUAACUGUAGGCAAAAGGAGGAGAUUUGGAGUAUGUUCUCUUUUACCAGCACAUCACUAUGCAUCUGUUUUGAGGGGGGAAAAAAAUAAAAAAAAAAAUUAAAAAAAAUAUAAAAAAGUUAAAAAAAUAAAAAAAAGGAGGAAAAAAAAGACUGCCUGCCUUGAGGAGUUAUGUGAGGGAAAACUGUGCCUGAUUUCAUUAGGAAAUCCAUUCUGUUAUUUUUUGGUGCUGUUGGCUACUUUAUCAAAAACCCUUCAAUAGCAUCCUUUAAAAAAAAGAAAAAGAUUAAAAAAAAGAAAAAAGUGAUUGAAGCCAUAAGUGCUUCUUUUGUCAUAGACGUGCAAUCUUUCUAACAUUCCAUUUCCAUUCCACUGCUGUUUUUCACACCUUUACACAGUCAAGCAUUAAUUUUUGUUUUGAAUUUGUUUCAUUAUAUGAUCACAUUUAGAGCCACUAGCAAGUCUGCAUAUUUCUUUUGAAUGUGAAAAUGCAUUUGCUUUCAUCUUGUCUGUUUUUUCUCUUCAUGUUAUAACAAAAAAAAAAAAUCACACCUUUUGUACAUAUGCCUGUAAAUUUUUUUAAAUACUUGAGCCUUUUCUUGGGGUGGGGGGAGGGAUGGCAAAGAGACAAGAUGAAGAAAAGCCUUACGUUUCACUUUCUUCAUCGGUUGGAUUGGAUGCUUACAGGGUUUUUCUUGUAACAUUUAUAAGUGCUGCUUACAUCACUGAACAACAACAAAAAAUAAUAAUGGAGUAGCUGUUGCCCUUUUCUGGUUGUGUGUACAGUAUGUGUGGAAUAAAAAAGGGAAAAUGUUUUCACAAACUGUUCUGUUUCGUAAUUGAAUUCAACAAUACCGUAGCUACCCAUAUUGCACUGAGCUUGCCAGUGGUGACUGUCAGGAAAGUCCUAUAAUACAAUUUGUUGGUUGUUGUUGCAGAAGACUGAACUGUUUUGGAAUAUUUAACAAUAACAUAAACAGAGUCAAGUGUUUUCAAAUGUGGUUGUCUGGUUUUUAUGGCCUUGCUGUGUACUUUUCCCUCUUGACAGUAAACUUCUGACUAUGGCUUACAGUUUGACAUUUAAUUUAUUAGCGCUGCUCUGCUCUCUUUCCUUGUAAGGAAAGACUUCAUGUUGUUUAUUGCCAGUUUUUUGUUUACUUUCCAGGUUUGUACUACGAGGUUUAAUAAAAAAAAACAAAACUUUUUUUGA